This is a messenger RNA of Iphiclides podalirius (scarce swallowtail), 585 nucleotides long. The record is from the annotation of a GenBank genome assembly. NCBI's taxonomy places the organism in Eukaryota, Metazoa, Arthropoda, Insecta, Lepidoptera, Papilionidae.
AUGGACAUAAGUGAAAGAACUAAGGAAAUCCAAGCGGACAUGCCCGAAAUUAACCAAGAAGAGAAUAAAUUGAAGAUAAGACCUUUAGAAAGAAUUAAACUCUACCCAAAAGUACCAAUUGAGCCAUCAGCUUAUGGAAAAGGUAAAGGUUAUAGUCGACCUUGGAUUCUUCAAGAUGGUCGUAAAGUUUCGAAGCCAGGUAGUGAGAUGCGCGACAGUUAUAGAGUUCCUAAAAAAACUAACUUUGGUGAAGGUAUAAGAAAGCGAAUGCUUACAAAUUUCUUUUGGGAACAAAUGCUUGAUGAGGUAAUUGAGGAAUUAUCGACGUCGCAAUCAUCACAUGAACUAUGUACGGAGUAUGACACCCACUUCGUAAAGGACCAGUUCGAACCUCGAAAUUUAGAACAUACUGCUGAUAAAACUAUGCAUCUUAAAUACCCGCUUUAUGGAACGGGGUCCAGUGCCGUUACUUAUUAUAGCGAGACUAUUAAAAAGACGGGUCCUGGUGAAAUUUUGGAGAAAUUUAGAAGAUGUCAAUACUUCACUAAGCCUAUGGAAGAGAGACUGGAUAAUGGCUGGGUACUG